Molecule: messenger RNA, 3873 nt
Organism: Plasmodium inui San Antonio 1
Lineage: Eukaryota; Apicomplexa; Aconoidasida; Haemosporida; Plasmodiidae
Exons: 4
Coding region: 1-3873 (1290 amino acids)
Source: RefSeq, a predicted model, not a curated record
AUGGUGGAUUACGACGACAUCACGCACACUCUCCUGAUAGAGAAAAUCAAAAUACAGUACGACUCAAAUAGCCAGUGGAACAAAUUCUUUAAAUAUAGCUUGAGGAACCCCCACUCCUUUGUCUACCCGGAGAGCACACACUUCGCGCAAAAUGCCGACUUCGACUACUUCAGUAGCGCCCUCCAGGCGAAGGGGUACAAACUGAACAACGUGAGCCCUCUGAAUGACGGCUACGGCGAGGAUACCGGCGAGGAGAGGUACCUACUCGAAGUGGAAAAGCACCAAGGGAAAAACCUUAGCAAAGAUGAAGACACACUGAACCGGAAAAUCGUGUGCCUCUUCAAAGAAUGCAUGUUUUACUUCAUGAGCUUUAACGAUAAAGAUGGACACAUAUUAGACAAGCCCUCCAGAAAUUUAAACAAAAAAGACAUAAAAGACAGCAGUGAGUAUGAGCUUUUUAAAAGCCUAAGUGAUUGUAUCGUUCAGCUCCACGACUCCAAAGUUAUGAAGCACCAGGCUCUCAUCAUGACUAGUGAUUUUUGUGGACUGUUCACUCCAAAGCAUGUAAAACUGACGAAAUUUUCCGAUGGGUUUUUAAAUUUUUUGAAAGAGAAUGAUAUAAAAUACAUGGACCUGUUCUAUGAGGAGAUGAAAAGAAAUGAAUUUUACAAGAAGAAGAAGGAGCAUUAUGAUUAUUUGAAGAAUGCUUCUUUUGUCCCGCUUACCAAGGGGGAAAUUUCCCUCGCCAAUAAGAAAAAGAAGCCCGAAAGGGGGGUUGCAAUCGGGGGAGGGGACCCUGUAGGGAAACGUGAGCCGGAGGGGAGCCCUCUGCAGGGGGAGUCCCCCCGUGGGGGCGAUGCAGAAGGCGGAGCAGAGGCCUCCCUCCGAGGUUCAGUACUACCGAAGCAGACCUCCGCGACGAAGAAGAAAAAGACGAAGAAGAGAAAAAUGACGGAUGAUUCCGACAAAGAGGACAGUAGCGCGUGCGCACAGAUGGGCGCGCUCGUCAAGGGGGAGGAACAGGCGGAUUGGGAAGCGCAAGAGGAAGGGAAAGACAAAGCGAGCCAAAAAGAGGGCGACGCUGCGGACAAAUCGCGCUGCAGCGGAGCCAAUCAGAGGAAGAAAAAAAAAAAGAGGAAAGAUGACGAUAGGAAGAAAAAGAAAGUUAAAAAGAAGAAAAAGGUCGACAUCGAGGAGGGAACCACCACGGUAGAGGAACACCAGCUCGAAUUGGUGCUGUACGAAAAUGAAGACAUCUGCAAUUAUCUGAACAUAAGGAGUGAAGACAGGGCGUUGGGUCAGGGGGGAGACGCCAGCAGAACUGCCGCAGGGGAGAACCAAAAUGAGAAGGAAAAAGAAUAUAAAAAUACGAAGCAGGGUGAAAAUCAAAGGAAGAGCCCCAAUCAGCAGGCGAUUACCAAGAAUGCCAAAAUUUUCCACAUGUUGAACAAAAGAGUAGAAUCCGAUGAGUACAUCUACAACGAAAUAAAGGGAGACUUCAUGAAGGAAAUAAACCUACCGAAUAACUACAACUAUGAUGUGAAUGCAGUUCAGAUCUGCGACAAAGACGUGAAGAAUUUUUAUCGCUGUGUCCUCAGACACAUAAGUAAAAGAAAAGACAAAUUAAAAAUUUACUACAUAAUAAGUAACUUUCUAUUUUUCUUUUCCAAAAUGUAUAAGAAUACCAUCAGCUUUCACGACAAUGUACAUAAAGACAUCAACCGAAAUUUCGAUUAUAAGAGUUUGAUCAUACAAGGGAAUAUGCUGCCGCACAAUUUCUUCCUCCUCCUGAAAGCACUGCACCUGAUGAGUCUUCACGAGCUGAUAAAAAAUUUCUACCUCUCUGUAGAGUACGACGAACGGAAGAACAAAUGUCUGCACUUUUUAAACAUAACGGAAAAUAAAUUUUACGAAAAUUUCAAAAAAUUUGAAAAUAACAUCAAAGCGAAUUUUUCCCAUGUUCAUAAAUUCCUACAGAACAUGAUCCCAAUAUAUAACUUUUUGAUAGUCAAGGGGAAGGUGUAUUGUAACUCUGAGCAGUCUACCUUCUGCUUUGAGAACAACGACCUUUUACAGCUGACAUAUAAUAGGAGCACAUACGACAAUAGGGGUGCCCUUGUUUUGUACGAGGGGGACGAUGAGGGGGAGAGGGGUACUCGUCACCCGGGGGAAGCCAAUAACAGGGAUGAUUCUUCCCAUAACGGAAUCGGUGUGACCAACCCGUACACUGCGUCCCACUAUUUCUUGUAUGACUCGACGAACACGCUGAGCAUGAGCAGGGGACCCGCACACCUGAAAAAAGUUUACACAAUAAUUGACGACAAGGAAAUGCAUAAAGUAGUAAAUGAGCUGGCCGACCUGAAUGAUAAUUACACAAAAAAUUUAAUUACAGAGAGGAGACUUCUCUUCAUUUUGGACUCCUACGAAAAGAACAAUCUUUUUCAGAAUGUCCUCUUCAGCGCGCCCUUUUUCGAUACGUACAUUUCGUUGGUUUUCCCCUUCUAUGUAAAUAACUACGUGAAAAAAUACGAGCCGUUUAUGCACAUCCCGCUUUUCAAGCCGUCCUACUUUAACCUCCUCGCGGGGCACAUCAAAAGGAGGAAGUGCCAGCGCGAAAUGAAGGAGCAGCGCGCCCAGGGCAGCCAGCACACCGUUGACAAAAUGUGUAACAACUUUUUCAGGAGCUCCCUCAACAGUAUGCUCAACAGCAGGGCGGAAGGGGGAGCACCUCUGGGAGAGGCAUCUGCAGAGGAGCCACCAGUUGAGGAGUCAGCAGCUGGAGAAGCACCUGCGAACAACCCCAUCGUAUCAUCUUCCCCCCCGGAGGCCCCCCCCAGGAAGCACGAGCAUGCCGUUGAGGAGGACCGCCUACACACCGCGCAGAUUAUCCAAAACAUCAUCGUGAACGAGCGCACAGCAAGAAAAUCCGAACCGAGGGAUAUCCUCACGUGCAUAUUUGUCUUGAUCACUGCGAAUCACAACGCCCCCACGGAGGAGGAAAAGAAGGUCCGAGAAAUAAUCUUGCAUGUCUUGAAGGGCAAAGAAAUGGAGAAUGCAAACCAGAAAAUAAAGUACACCUUCAAAUACAGAAACAACAUUAGCGACGCCAUAACCCUAAGCGAGAUAGAAGUGCGUAAAGGGGAUUUUUCAAAAAUUUUUAUUUUUGGCAUUAUCUUAAGUAACGAUAUAUCUGGCUCCACCUUACAAGAGGAAAUCCACUGUCUGUACAGCUUGCAGAGCACUCUACGGUGCAAGUACCCCUCGCGCAGGUUCGAAUUGGAGGCCCAAGUUUUUACCUUUUACUGGGUGUACGACGUGCACGUGUAUGGGUCCAUUUUUCUGAACAGAAAGCAGAGGAGCCAUGCGCUCUCCAGGGUCGGGGAGUCCUACCAGCUGCCUUACAACGUGCAGUGGAAGAGCCACCCCCUGUGGGGAUACUACCUUUACAUUAUCCAAGACAGCAUCGAUAGCAAAUACUCGGAGCAGACCAUCUCCACCCUGCGAGACGAGCACGGCAUAAACGUGCGCCUCUGCAGCGAAGAGUUCGACGUAAAACUUAUCGAAACGGACAUUAAAGAAGUGCUUCAGAUGCACAACCUCGAAUUAGAAGACCUCAAAAAUGUCAACAAAAACAUAUUCCUAAACAUCAUUUUUUUGAUUGAAAAUGGACACCUCACGUAUUUCAAUUUCCACAACACGGAAAUCAUACGAAUAAAUCAGAGGAACAACUAUCUGUGCAUAAAGCUUCUUAAAUCGAAGGUAACUUUCCCCUCCUUCAGUUUGAACACACCCCUGCUGAACGACUCCUGGCUCUCGGAUGUGCUUGCCAGCGAGCAGCCCCUCCCCUUUGACGCCUACUUCUACAAAUUUUGA